AUGCCGGGUAUUGUGAAAAAUGAAGCAAAAGCAAUGAAAGAGUUUGAGAAUCAUUCUCUCUCUAAGAGCAUCUUAAAUCUAACCAAUUCACCACAAAGUGUAUGUGAUAUGCACUUUUCUCGUCGAUCACCUUCGACUAGUAGAAGCUUUGGAUCCGAGAGUGAUUGGUCUAUAACGGAUUCGGAAUUUUCCCAUUUUGGUGGAGAACAAGUGAGGAAGUUGGAGAUUGUGAAAGAGGAAAUGGAGAAAGGUAUAAAGAGGGAUUCAAGAGCUAAGGGAAGAAGUCCUAAUGCAAAACCUCCUAUUGAAAGGAAGGGUGAGAAUUGUCUUUUGAGAAAGCAAAAUACAACGGUUACUAAUCGUGUUAUAAAACUGAAUAGUUCUUCGGCUGGAAGAUCAAGGUCGCAAAGUCAAGUCGAGAAUUCCAAAGAAUCGAUGUUAGAUAAUCCUGAACUUGGACCGUUUUUGCUAAAGCAGGCGAGGGACUUGAUUUCAUUAGGAGAGAAUCCUCGGAGCGCUCUAGAAUUAUCGAUUCAAGCAAUGUCAAUGUUUGAGAAAUCUGCUAAUGGGAAACCGAGUUUGGAUUUGGUUAUGUGUUUGCAUGUUAUUGCAGCAAUAUAUUGCAGCUUGGGGCAUUACAAUGAGGCCAUUCCAAUUUUAGAGAGAUCGGUCGAGAUUCCUGUUGUUGGGGAAGGUCAACAACAUGCCAUAGCGAAAUUCGCCAGUUUCAUGCAGCUUGGAGACACUUAUGCCAUGCUAGGCCAGCUUGAGAAGUCAAUUAUGUGUUACACGAAAGGGUUGGAAGUGCAAAGAAUGGUUUUAGGAGUAACAGAUCCAAGAGUUGGUGAAACUUGUAGGUAUGUAGCAGAAGCUAAUUUUCAAGCAUUGCGAUUUGAUGAGGCGGAGAGGCUUUGUCAAAUGGCUCUUGAUAUUCAUGGAGCAAAUGGUUCACAUUCUUCUCUCGAAGAGGCGGCGGAUAGAAGAUUGAUGGGACUUAUAUGUGAAACUAAUGGAAAUCAUGAGGCUGCAUUGGAGAAUCUUGUUUUAGCAAGCAUUGCAAUGGUAUCAAAUGGUCAAGAAGUGGAAGUGGCGUCUGUUGAUUGCAGCAUCGGAGACACAUUUCUGUCGUUGGCACGAUACGAUGAGGCCAUCUUGGCUUAUAAAAAGGCCUUGGCGGUUUUCAAGACUCACAAAGGAGAGAAUCAUCCUGCUGUUGGAUCGGUCUUUGUACGUUUGGCUGAGUUGUAUAGUAGGACAUGGAAAACAAGAGAAUCAAAAUCAUAUUGCGAGAAUGCACUUAAAAUCUAUGAAAAUCCCAUGUCAGGUGUCCCUUCUGACCAAAUUGCUAGUGGUUUUGUGAAUAUUGCAGCUAUUUAUGAAUCAAUGAAUGAGCUUGAACAGGCACUCAAGUUACUGCACAAGGCAUUAGAGAUACACAAUGAUGCUCCUGGUCAACAGAACACAAUAGCAGGAAUUGAAGCUCAAAUGGGGGUCAUAUAUUAUGUGUUGGGAAACCAGACUGAAUCCUAUAAUGCUUUCAAGAAUGCUGUCUCGAAGCUUCGUGCCACGGGAGAGAAAAAAUCGGCUUUCUUUGGUAUUGUUCUGAAUCAAAUGGGUCUUUGUUGUGUGCAACUUUGUGAGUUAACUGAGGCUGCAAAAUUAUUUGAAGAAGCAAAGGUUGUUCUGGAAAAAGAAUAUGGCCCCUACCACCCUGAAACACUUGGGGUAUAUAGCAAUCUUGCUGGCACAUAUGAUGCAAUGGGAAGGGUGGAUGAUGCAAUUGAUCUAAUGGAGUACAUUGUGGAUGCGAGGGAGGAAAAGCUUGGGACAGCACACUUUGAUGUUGUUGAUGAGAAGAGAAGAUUGAACGAGUUGUUGAAGGAAACUGGUAGAGUUCGGAAGAGAAAAACCAUGUCACUUGAGAAUCUUUUUGAUGUUAAUACUUAUCUAUAA
This is a messenger RNA of Lathyrus sativus (Indian pea), 1953 nucleotides long. The record is from the annotation of a GenBank genome assembly. Lineage: Eukaryota; Viridiplantae; Streptophyta; Magnoliopsida; Fabales; Fabaceae.